Molecule: messenger RNA, 7231 nt
Organism: Xiphophorus couchianus (Monterrey platyfish)
Lineage: Eukaryota; Metazoa; Chordata; Actinopteri; Cyprinodontiformes; Poeciliidae
Gene: palm2akap2
Product: PALM2 and AKAP2 fusion
Exons: 16
Coding region: 264-4217 (1317 amino acids)
Biological process (GO): regulation of cell shape
Cellular component (GO): membrane
Source: RefSeq, a predicted model, not a curated record
CACACAGAAACAUGCUUCCACCCAUUUCUUCCUCCUAGUGGAGCAGGGUGAUGCAGGCACAGCAGCAGCUGCUGCUCUGUCACAUCCAUAACCACCACACACCGAAAAGGCAGGAGAGAAGGAGGAGGUAAGCAGGUGGAAAGGGAGGAGGAAGAGAAGGAAGAGGAGGACACAACUCUGUCAAAAGGACACCAGGGGACAGAAGUACAAGAAGAGGACAAGGAGAAAGGGAGGACAGCAGAGGGAGGCGGGUGGCUGCAGACAUGUCAGACGCACCUUUGCAAAGAAACGGCUCUGCCAAAACCCCGAUGUCUUGUGAGGAGGCUCAGCUCCACAAAGAGAGGCUGCAGGCCCUGGCGGAGAAGCGGAAACGACAAACUGAAAUUGAUGACAAAAGAAGUCAGCUUGACGAACUGGUGCUACAGCUUCAGCAUGUUAAGUCCAAAGCAAUGCGGGAGCGAUGGCUUCUCCAGGGAAUGGGCGCUGAGGAAGAGGCGGCACGGCGGAAACAGCUGGAACACGAUGAAGAACAAGGGAAGAAGCUCGAAGACAUCAUACAAAGGUUGGAGUCUGAGAUUAGUGCACUUGAGAGUGAAGAGUCUCAAAUUUCUGCCAAAGAGCAAGUUCUUCGCCAGCGUCUGAAAGAGACGGAGCGCUCCAUAGAAGACCUGCAAAAGAGUCUGAUGACCCAGGAAAAAGAUGCUGCCAGCAGAAUGUCCGCCCCCGUCUCGGACUACUCGGAUCCCGAUCCCAACCACCUAGACCUGACCGCUUAUCUCCGGAGCGGCCGACCUGCCUCUGGAGAGCACACCACAUCAAGACCCGCAAUGUUCGCCAUGGAGAUCAACGUUCAGCAUGACCCGAAGACUGGUGAGCAGCGCAUCCUGUCGGCCAAUCGCGUCAGCCCAUUGGAGGCGGCUUCGCGGGGUGUCAAGGUCUACGAUGAUGGCAGGAAAGUCGUCUACGAGGUCACUUCCUCUGGGGGCGUCUCUACCAGCACCGUGGAGAACGGCUGGAGCUCUGCACAGGUUGAUGAGUUAGUCCAGCGAGCUGCCAGGCCUUCACAUGCAGGAGGAAGAGGAGACAGUGGGAGGGGUCAGGUGACGGUGACCCCAGUUCCACGUCAAGCUUACGUUUCUCCUGCUGAUGUUGACGAUCUGUCACCCCCCUCCUGUGCCCCACCAUCCAUUCCUUCCAGUCCACCAGCCCAGAUCACCCUCCAAAGGGAAACCCGGCUGGGCAUGAUGCCCCUUUCCUCUGCUCCCAUUACAACCCAACCAGGUUCAUCAGCCAAUCGGAGCAGUGAGCUCAGCCCCAUGCCCCAAGCCAGCACGGAGCACCCUGUCACCAUGGUAUUCCUUGGCUACCAGGACGUUGAGGACACAAGUGAGAGCAGGAGGCUGCUCGGCUUUGACGGUGCAGUCAAGGCCGAGGUCGUGCUCAUCGACGAAGAUGAUGAGAAAUCCCUGAGGGAGAAGACGGUCACUGACAUCUCCAUCAUCGACGGCACCGCCGCCGACCUGGUGUCGGGACGGCCGGCCACGUCCGAGGCCGUCAGCACGGAACUGUCGUCUGACGGGCGCGAACCGGACAGCGCGUCCUCACCCCCUGCAAACCCAGAAGCAAACAUAUCCCCGCCGCCCGGCCUCACCCCCGCCACAGGCUACAUCCAAGAGGCCACCAUAAUGACAGCAAAUGGCUUUGAAGCUCCUUUUCCAAGGAUAGACCACCAAUCUGCCAUGAACCCGUGGCGAGCAGCCGAGGAUGCCACUGACUCUUCACCAAGAGAGCGAGCCGUAAAGAGUGUCAGUUUCCAGGAAUCAGUCAGCGUUAUCACUGACAGACCUGCAAACAUGGAGCUGGAGAGCCAGCAGGUCCAACAUGGCUGCCUCAGAAGCCCCAGCAACCAAGGCCAGAGUGUAGUUGUGAAAGCAGAGACACCAGACAGCGAGGUGGUGCAAGAGAUCAGCUACCUGGAUCAGGUGCUGGACGCAGCUUCAGAGACUCCCACUAAUGGAGACCCCUCACUGUCAGAGCAUACAAAACCAAUCAGUAUCAACGGAACAUCUUCUUCUGUGUGUGUGUCUGACAAUCGGCAAUCAAUCCAUGUGGAGGAGCAAAGGUCGAGCACGUUCCCCCACCUGGAGUCUGCCGUAAGAACCAAUGGUCACUUCCAGGGAGAUGAGUCGGGGCAUGGCGCGGUCAAGUUUGAGUUGCGAGCGUUUCAGGAGGAGAGACGACCAGCAAAACUUUUCACACCCGGAGAAGAGCAGCAGGUCAGGGUGACGAGGAGGCGACCAUCAGAAGAGGUUCAGGAACUGGAACGCGAGCGCCAGGAGCUGAUCAAAGACCAGGCAGUCAAGAAGAACCCUGGUAUUGCACAGCGCUGGUGGAAUCCUCCUCUGGAGGUGCCUUUGGAAGAGCAGCUGGACGGAGACCAGCUGGAAUCUCUAAAGAAAUAUCAGGAGAGGAAACAGCGGAAACAAAAUCAUCCCUAUCCAUACGCUCAGCCCCACAUGUCUGGUCCCCCAGCAAUGGUGACCUUUGAUCCUGAUGUAACUAGGAAGGAGGACAUUCUGGAAGAGCAGAUUGAUUUCUCAUCUGCCAGGAAGCAGUUUCUGCAGGGAGACGCUGCCAAGAAGAACCUCAUUCCUCAAUUGUACUCUGCCAAACCUUUCUGUAAAUCCGGAACCAGGAGCAGCCCAGGCAUCAGCGACUUUGUUGCAGAAACCGGAGAGACUCACGUGACGUGGUCUAAUGAGGGGCUGGCAGAAGAAUUUACUUGCGCCCGAGCCGUGAUGACGAUCCUGCCGGAGCAGGAAGAAGGAAAGGAUCUCAGCCAACCGUUCCACCCAGAAGAGUUUGACUCUGGGUUGGAUGAGCUGUCCGUCCGCUCUCAGGACACAACUCUCUUCAGUUUGGAUAAUGUUUCAGACAGCGGGGCGUCUCUACCCCCGACUCCAUUACCACUCACUCCAGUAUCGCCCCCCACCCCUCAGCCCACAACUCCAGUCAACGGGCAGAGUGCCGGCGGCAGCCCAAACGAAGACGAGUUGGAAUUCCACGCCGGGGUCCUGGUCCAAAACGCCAUCCAGAGCGCCCUCGCCGCUCAGAACGGAGGGGAGCUGAACUCCUCCCAGCUCAGCAGCCCAGUGUCUCCAUCCUCUGCCUCCACAAGCAGCCCAGUGCCAGUCUCAUCCUCACCUGUGUCUUCUACUGGAGCUCCCAGCUUCCAGUCGCCUGCGUCCUCCAGUCCUGCGCCGUCCAUCCCGUCCCCGCAGCCGGACACACAGUCUGGUGAAAGAGUGGGGUCAGAGUCCUCCAGUUCAUCCCGACUUUCCCAGCUCCAGACUCCUUCUCCUCCGCCUUCCCAGCCUGUUUCCCCACCGCAGAGGCCCAGAAACGGAGGCCCACGGAUCAAAAUCCAGUCGUCCUACACGCGGGCGCUCGCCUCCUCAGCUCCAGCUCCUGCACCCGCUCCUGUUCCAGCUAACGUCCCCAGGCCGACCCCCGUCUACCGCCCCCCAUCUCCUCCGAGCCCAGAGAAGCCGGAGUUCAGCUACUUCAGUAAAUACUCUGAGGCGGCUGAGCUCCGCAGCACGGCAGCGGCAUCUCGAGGCCCCGAGGUGGAAGCAACCGCUCAAGGCCCAUUCCGCCUGCGCUCUAAAAAGCAGAAAACUUUGUCCAUGAUCGAGGAGGAGAUCCGAGCCGCUCAACAGAGAGAGGAAGAGCUGAAGAAGCAGCGGGAGACGCAGCCCACCGUCGUCUUCCGGCCCAGCGCCGCGCCCAGUAACAGUCACGGACCGGUGAGGACGGGAGUGAGACACGGCACCAUUUCCCCCGCAGAUAAGAUGAAGAGCAACAGCCUGCCAGCUAGGCUCACCCUGACAGCACGGACAGCGCCAGGGAAAAUUGAGAAAGUUCGGCCUGCACCGCCGGUCUCCCCCUGCCCCUCAGAAGGGGCUCUGUCUGAUGCUGGCAGCGAGGAUUCGGGAGGAUCACGACCCAAAAACUUGAUGCAGACGCUUCUGGAAGAUUAUGAAACGCACAAGGUGAAGAGAAAAGAGAAGAUGGAGGACAAUAGUGUUCUGGAGGCAACAAGGAUGACCAGGAGGAAGAGCAACAUGGCGCUGAAGUGGGAAGCUGGUAUCUAUGCCAACGAGGAAGGAGAGGAGGAAGAGGAAGAAGAAGAAGAAGAAGAAGAGGAGGAAGAGUGAACAACUUUUUUCAAGGACUGUGAAGAAGGAGACAGAAUGGGAUGAUGAGGAUGAUGAGGGGGAAAAGAAUGGAGAAUUAACCAGUAUUUAUUAUGCUAACUGUAUCCUGAUGAUCACAAGAUGCCUGAUGAGACGCAUCAGUUUGGGGACCUGAGAACUGAAGGUGUAACAGUGAGGUUGAUAUUUGAUAGUUGACAUGUUAGAAGGGUUUUUACGGAGGUUUCGACAUUUAAGGCGUAUCGUCUCCACAAGCUGGUAGACGCUGAGUGACUUUUGUCAAUUUUUUUUUUUUUUUUAAUCUAUUUGCAGUUUAAUGAUUGAACUAAGAGCUAAGAUGUAAAGAUUGUUUCCAGAGAGUUGCUGAAUGGACUUGCGGUUGUUUUAGAAAACCCUGAAGUCUCAACAGGAAGAGAACCAGGUGUGUGUGUGUGUGCGUGCGUGUGUGUUGUGGAAAGAAAGACGAAGCCAAGAGAAAGCAUGAACACAUUUUUGACAUUUCCGACAUUUUUUAACCUUUUACAACGCUGCAGAAGGACCACAGUGUCUUGGAGGAACUCAACCAAAGGGCACCACUGACUCUCAAACCCACGUUGUUUUAGGAUGUGCACACAUUAUUUCAAAUGUUGAUGGGAACUUCUACACUUGUUUAAGUAUCUUUAUUAAAUUUAAAGUGCCGGAUCGACAGCAUCCCUGGAUUGUUAAAUGCUGGUAAGUAAAUCUGCAAAAAAACAAUAGCAAAAACUAUCUCUGCCUUAGACUGUCAGUAGUUGCUGGGUAUGAUGUAUUUGAUUCUCUUUUAUCUGUAUUACUUCACCGUCAAUAGGACCUAGAGAGAAGAUGGAACCACAUCAGACUGAAAGUUUGUCUGUAAUCUCCAAAUUCCACAGAUUUUUAAGGCUUAAGGUAGACUUAAGUGUUUGUUUUAUAUUCUGAAGAUCAAUUAGUUCAAUUUUGUUGGCUUCGUUGACCUGUGCUUUCAGAUGUAAGCAGUUGUUUCAUGUAUUACAGCGAAGUGUUUCAGAUGUGUGAACAUGUGGCUGAAGAUAAAAUUUGACUAGGAGUACUGAAAAGGUUUUGUAUAAAAAGGUCGUUAUACCAAAACAAAAUUUUAUUUUGAGGGGGGAAAAAAAGAAGCCCUUAAAUCUAUUUAAGAAGUAUUGAUUGUGUGCAUGAAUUUUUUGCACUCUUUUCCCCCAAACUGAAACAAGCGCAGAGCAACGGCAGGAACUGAUGUUAAGCGACUACAUUCCUGCUCAGCCUGCACCCUGCUCGUCUUGUUUUUCCGCAUACGGUUUUUAUAAUUUGUAAGUAAAUGAGCUGUGGCUAAAAAUACACAGCUGCUUUUAGCCAGCUGACUGGAAAUGUGCAGCAACUAGUGGGGGAGGGAGGUGCUCUGUUACUCUAUGGUCCAUAAAGCUGGAGAAAACUCCUGGCACUUAUCACAUAUCUUCACUGCAAAAACACAACAUCGUAGGAAAUAUUUUUUGUCUGGUUUCUAGUGCAGGUAUCUUGGCACACUUGAAAUAUGACAAAACUAAUUUUCAAGUAACUUUUAAGCAAGAUAUAACAGCUUGUUUUAAGUCAGCAGUUUCUUAAUAUAGAUGAAAAACUAUAUAACUCAAGUUCCAAUGUCAGAUUUUUACACUUAAUACAUGAGAAAAAUGUAUUGUUUUAAGUGUAAAAAUCGGAACUAGUACUUUUUAAAUCAAUAUUAAGGAUUUAUUUAUGUACCAUAAUUUAAUAUCCUAGAUCAUGCUGAAAAGUUGCUAGUUUUCUUAAUUCAAGUGUAGUAAGCUAAGCUAGGUUCUAGUGCAAAGACCAAAAAUACUUGAUAAGAUUUUGUGUUUUUGCAGUGAUUGACUUUAAAUCGUAGGAACAGUGUACCGUAGUUUUGCAGUAGUCUUGUGGAAACAUGCUUAAUUAUUAGGCCUAGAUGAUCUUUCACAGGAAUUUAAAAGAAAGGCAAAUUUCUAUUUCAUAGCUAACCUUUGAGGUUAUUUUCUCUGCCAUGCUGCAGGCAUGAGGAUAAAACGAUUUCUUUAAACCAAAGGUCGCAGUCUGUCCCUGACAAGCGUCUUUCAAAAUGGGACUAAACCUCUGUGUACCCAAACACACUUAAACACCCCUCACCUACUCUGAGGAGAGCUUUAGAGAAAAUGAGAUGAAGGACACACACACACACACUACCAUCUGAUUGUAUUAACUCUUGUAGUGGGUGAGGUAAAGAAGCUGCUGUUACUGUGGAAACAAAGUGCCAGUAGCAACCUGAACGGUUCAUUUCAUCUUCAGUUAAUGUUAUUAAUGUUUCACGUUUACUUUUUUAAAGGAAUUGUGUCCCUUUUCCACAAACUCAGAUGUUAGAUAAAUUGUAGUGCGGCGUUGAAAAGAAUCUGGAGGACAAGUAGGAGGGGAAAAAAGCAACAGGUAAAACCUGUUCUCCAGUCCUCGUGACAUCAGCUGCUGCAACUACUUACAAGCAAAUCCUUUGCUUUACUUCCUUUAUAGAAAUAUGUAGUACGUAAUUACAAAAUAACAUUUCAGCACAGCAUUUUAAGCUUUAAUUAUUCACAUGAAGGUAAUUGAGGAGGAAUAUUUGCAUGAACUUUUUCUGAUCAUCUUCAGUCAACUCCCAAAUUUCAUUGAUUAUUCUCACAAUCAGUCCCAUGCACACACAGAGGAGUUGUUGUGAUUUAUAUAUUAUCAUUAUGAUGAUGCUUUUAUGUUUGAACUCAAGGUGCAGAGAUGAUUUUAUUUGUCAUUUUAAAUGCUGGUAGCUCAGUUUUCUCCUUUUAGAAGCUCAAGAGGCGUCAGUGUGUGACCCACGCUGUCUCUGUGUGUGUGUGUGUGUGAUUAAACCAGUAAUAUUUUGCUAAAUAUACGACAUAACCUCUGUUCCUAUGUUAACCACUUGUAUGCUCAUAAUCUGCUUGGUUAUUUUAUAGCACAUGUAAGGCUCACAGUAUACUCCUACUACACAUAUUAUGGAUAUUUUCUCAUUAAAAGUAAAACCUGGA